AUGAAAUCAUACUAUGAAAUAUUAGAUGUAUCAUCAACAGCUUCUUUAGAAGAGAUAAAAACGGCCUACAGAAUGAAGCUCCUAGAAAAUCAUCCAGAUAAAACUUUAAACCCCAAAAAUCCACAAUUAAUACCAGUAAUAGUUGACGCUUACAAUACCUUAUCAAAUCCUUGUAAUAGAAAAGAAUAUGAUUCAAAGAUUUUAAACGAUGGUAAAAUUAAAGGUUAUAAUAUCGAUGGUGGUGGAUUAGACACUUAUAGUUUAGAUGAAUUUGAAUUUGAAAAUGAAUUAUUUGUGAAAUCUUGUCCACGGUGUGAACAUGUUAAUAGUUUAAUUUUAUCGGAAGAUGAUCUUGAAAAUGGAACCUCAGAUAAUAAUGGAGGAUUUGAUAUUAUUGUACAAUGUUCAAGUUGUAGCUUAUGGAUUCAGGUUAAAUAUUACGAAUCAAAUUAG
Messenger RNA from Lodderomyces jiufengensis, 453 nucleotides. RefSeq lists its product as uncharacterized. NCBI's taxonomy places the organism in Eukaryota, Fungi, Ascomycota, Pichiomycetes, Serinales, Debaryomycetaceae. The transcript has a single exon. Gene Ontology annotation, biological process: protein histidyl modification to diphthamide. The record is from RefSeq and is a predicted model, not a curated record. Gene Ontology annotation, molecular function: metal ion binding. The coding region runs from base 1 to 453 and encodes 150 amino acids.